AUGGACAAGCACAGGAGCGACGACGUGCUCAAACGCCGCAACGCCGCCAUUGCAGCUGCGGGCAGGCGUCAGCGCUGGCGACAGGCCCUUCAGCUCUUUCAUGCCUUACCACAGGGCCGGCUGCAGCCGAACGCGCGGAGCUACGGCGCUGCCAUGGGCGCCCAACGCACGCAAUGGGUGCCGGCUCUGGCACUGCUCCGGCAGAUGUCAAACGCGGCUGUGGAAGGCAACAUCAUCCUCUAUUCUGCUGCCAGCACGGCCUGUGAGCAAGGACAAACUUGGCCCUGUGCCGUCAAAGUGCUGGACACUGUGCGGCGACACUCUGUGGAGCUGGAUGCACGCCGACCUGCUGGACCAUGGGCUUGUGCGGUUCGGGGCUGUGCGGCGUUGCGCGAGGAGGCCCUGGAGGUCAACGUGAUUGUGCUCAACACGGCGCUGGCGGCCACGCGCUGGGCCCUGGGCCUCGGAGCCCUGGGCUGGGCGAGCCGAGGUUCCCUGCAAGUGGACCGGAUCUCCUUCAACUCUUUGAUCGGCAGCUGCCGGGAUGGCCCCUGGCAAGCCGCCGCGGAGCUUACCAUGGACAUGCGCGCACGAGGACUCCGCGGCAACCGCAUUACCUCCAACGCAGUUAUGGCUUCCCUGUCCGAUGCCAAAUGCUGGCAGCGGGCCUUGGGCGCCUUCGAAGAUCUGCCGUGCCUGCGGCAGCAUCUGGUUGGUGCCGCGCUGAAGGCUUGCGAGCAAGGUGCGAAGUGGCAGGCAGCGCUAUCUUUGCUUGCUGCUGUGAACGAUGUGGCCAACUACACCGCCGCCAUGCGCGCCUGCGCAGCGGCCACGCGCUGGGAUGUGUCGUUGGCGCUGCUGGCGGAUCUGGUGCCGUCGGAUGGGCUGCGCCUUGACACGGUUGCCGUCAAUGCUGCCAUCGCGGCAGCGGCACAGGGCGUUCAGUGGACAGCCGCCUUAGCCCUCUGGGCCGAGCUUCCCUCCCUGCACCUGGGCGCCUCUGCGGCGACGCACGGCGCGGCGCUGGAUGCCCUGGGCAAGGGCCGCCAGUGGCAACGAGCUGUGCACCUUCUCUCCCGCGUGGUGGCUGUCAGGGGCCCCCUCUCCAUCCUCGCGUACAAUGCUGCUAUCAGUGCCUGUGAGGGGGCUGAGCGGUGGGAGGCCGCCUUGGCGUUGUUUGCAGACCUCCCACAGCAGGCGCUUCGCGCCAGCAUCGUCACCUGCAACGCUGCCGCCAGUGCUUGUGCUGAGGGGCGGCAGUGGCAGGCUCACCAAUUUAUCGCUCUUCCGAGCUUGCGCCGAUGGUAG
Messenger RNA from Symbiodinium natans, 1308 nucleotides. Lineage: Eukaryota; Dinophyceae; Suessiales; Symbiodiniaceae. The record is from the annotation of a GenBank genome assembly.